Solanum stenotomum is the source of this 1611-nucleotide messenger RNA. Its product is annotated as ribose-phosphate pyrophosphokinase 4-like. Bases 96 to 1292 code for a protein of 398 amino acids. The transcript is spliced from 7 exons. The record is from RefSeq and is a predicted model, not a curated record. Gene Ontology annotation, molecular function: ribose phosphate diphosphokinase activity; magnesium ion binding. Lineage: Eukaryota; Viridiplantae; Streptophyta; Magnoliopsida; Solanales; Solanaceae. Gene Ontology annotation, cellular component: cytoplasm; ribose phosphate diphosphokinase complex. Gene Ontology annotation, biological process: 5-phosphoribose 1-diphosphate biosynthetic process; purine nucleotide biosynthetic process.
UUUUAGAGUUUAGUUCCGUUGCACACGCAGCUAACGACAGCACAUACCUCCCAAUCUCCCAUCUUACUCAUUGCACAUCCAAAAGAUUGACACACAUGUCAGCCACAACGCCGCCGUCUCCGCCACAGCGACUGGCUGCACCACCUUCUCAUUCCUCAAACAAAUUACGUAAUUCCACACCCAUCCGAUCCUUCAACCGUAGGGAUUUUUCCAUUCGAUGUGAAUUCGAGAAUAGUCAAAGGUGGACGGUUCGUUGUGUUUCCGGCACUGAUCCAAUUCAUAUUAUUCUAAAACCUCCUUCCAUUCCAAUGGCUUCAGCUGCUGUUUUAGGUUCUUCUAGGAAGAAUUCUAAAAGAGUUUGCUUAUUCUAUUGCAAUGAAAUGAAGGACCUUGCGGAGAGAAUUGCUUCCCAAUCUGACGCCAUUGAGCUUCGUAGCAUCACUUGGAGGACUUUUGAAGAUGGAUUCCCCAACUUAUUCAUAUCUAAUGCUCAUGGCAUCCGUGGACAGCAUGUAGCUUUUCUUGCUUCCUUUAGUUCUCCUGGAGUAAUUUUUGAGCAAUUAUCCGUCAUUUAUGCAUUGCCAAAGCUCUUCGUUUCCUCAUUCACACUUGUCCUUCCGUUUUUCCCAACGGGCACAUCUGAGCGUAUGGAGGAUGAAGGUGAUGUUGCCACAGCUUUUACACUUGCCAGGAUUUUGUCGAACACCCCAGUUCCUCGAGGAGGACCAACUAGUUUAGUUAUAUUUGAUAUCCAUGCCUUGCAGGAGAGAUUCUACUUCGGAGACAAUAUACUACCAUGCUUUGAGAGCGGGAUCCCAUUGCUCCUAAAUAGACUACAACAACUCCCUGACUCUGACAAUAUAUCUAUAGCUUUUCCUGAUGAUGGUGCAUGGAAACGUUUUCACAAGCAGCUUCAGCAUUUUCCAAUGAUUGUCUGUGCUAAAGUUAGGGAAGGUGAUCAACGAAUUGUACGGAUUAAGGAGGGAAACCCUGCAGGGCGUCAUGUUGUGAUAGUGGAUGAUCUUGUACAAUCAGGGGGCACUCUAACAGAAUGCCAGAAAGUGUUGGCUAAACAUGGAGCUCAAAAGAUAAGUGCUUAUGUGACCCACGGAAUUUUUCCAAACAGAUCGUGGCAGCGUUUUAGCCAUGACAAAGGAGGUAGUCCUGAGAAUGGAAUGACUUACUUCUGGAUCACAGAUUCAUGCCCUCAAACUGUGAAGGAGGUGAAAGACAAAAAACCAUUUGAGGUUCUGAGCCUUGCUGCUCCCAUAGCAGCUGCACUUCAGAUUUAACUGCAGAUUCUGUAUAUUAACUGCAAUGUCCUUGGAUUCAAGAUAUAUAGAGAAAGCUAGGAGAAGCCAGGGGUUCCUGCUAGCAUUAUCGAGAUGAGUUCAGAUUGAUGUCGAUAGUAUUUUUUUCAACUCUAUUUACAGCCGAGAUGACAGACUUUGAUGCCAGCAUAAUGAAAAUGUUUACUACUCUCUCAAUCGAAUCAUCAUUUGAAGAUUUCCCUUAAAAUGAUUUACCUCGAGAGUUGAAUCCUUUAUUUCCCAUAAAAUGCUUGCUUCUAUCAUAAACUGGAUCUUUAAUUUAAUUUGGAUGAUUCUAUCA